AUGGCAUCUCCUUCGGAAUGCAACAUUGAUUUUGGCAAAUCAGCAUUCACUUCUGAGUUUAAGAAAUGCAUGCUUUUUUAUUAUGAGGUUUUAGAGUUUGAAGCCAGGUGGGAGAGAUUGGUCACUGAGCUUCAGCUUCAGGAUAAUCAGUGGGUCUGUGACCUUUAUGACCGGAGGAAAAUGUGGGCAAUGGCUCACAUUCAUGGCCACUUUUUCGAUGGAUUUUGGACAACAUCAAGAUGCAAAGGUUUGCCUUCGAUGCUUGGUAAGUUUGUCCACUCCCACCAUAAUUUGAGAGACUUUGUUGAACAAUAUUUUCGCUGUGUAUCGGAGAUGAGAUCUCGGGAGACACAAUCCGAUAUGCAUAGCGUGGUUGGACACUUGGUGUUGCAAGGUCCGUUACAUGAUUUGAAAAGGAUGGAAUCCCUUGGAAUACCAUGCGAUCAUAUUGUGGCCCUUCUUGUAUAUCUUGAUUUCAUGGAAAUCCCAACAAGUCUUGUUUUGGGGAGGUGGUCUAAGAACGCUUGGUCGAAGGUGAGGCAAUAUGUUGAGAAGGGACCGUUUUGUUGGGACUCUGUGGUAAGUUAUUGUAAUUGGAUGUUGAAUGACCUACGUAGGGAGAUGUGUGUGCUUGCUUCAAUGAGAGAAGAUCAAUUUGCAACAGUGACUGAGAAGGUACGCAGCGAGAUCAAUCAAUUAAAACACGAUAUCGAAGCUGGGCCUUCGUCAACCGUGGUUGUGGGCCAAUCGUCCACACUCGAGGGGUGCGUUCAAGACCCACUUGUUGUGCGUCGCAAAAAGAGGCCAAAGAAGGACUCAGUUAACCGUACCUUGGUUAGGGGCGUGAGACGGUGCAGCGUUUGUCGUUGGGUUGGGCAUAAUCAAACUUCUUGCCAGUCAAAUCACCGGCAGGGCCAGCGGAAGCAGCCUAGCCACGAGGAAGGAGUCGAUGAAGAUAACUACUACACUCCUAACUUUUGGGAGGAAGUUGAUGAUGAGUAUCUUCAUUACCACUCUGAACCCGUGGGGCAAGAGGAACACUUUUCUUUGGAUGAAGAGGAGUUCCAAGUGCCAUUGACGGAUCCUUAUUAUAGUUGGCAUGAGUAG
Molecule: messenger RNA, 1107 nt
Organism: Arachis stenosperma
Lineage: Eukaryota; Viridiplantae; Streptophyta; Magnoliopsida; Fabales; Fabaceae
Exons: 3
Coding region: 1-1107 (368 amino acids)
Biological process (GO): regulation of DNA-templated transcription
Source: RefSeq, a predicted model, not a curated record